Striga hermonthica is the source of this 780-nucleotide messenger RNA. The record is from the annotation of a GenBank genome assembly. Lineage: Eukaryota; Viridiplantae; Streptophyta; Magnoliopsida; Lamiales; Orobanchaceae.
AUGGGUCGUGUAAUCCGUGCACAGCGUAAGGGAGCUGGGUCCGUUUUCAAGUCCCACACCCACCACCGCAAGGGCCCGGCUCGAUUCCGUUCCCUCGACUUUGGCGAGCGCAACGGUUACCUCAAGGGCGUCGUCUCCGAGAUCAUCCACGACCCCGGCCGUGGAGCGCCGCUUGCCCGCGUCGUUUUCCGCCACCCUUUCCGUUUUCAGCAUCAAAAGGAGCUCUUUGUCGCCGCCGAGGGCAUGUACACCGGCCAGUUCGUCUACUGUGGCAAGAAGGCAAAUUUAGUCGUUGGAAAUGUCCUGCCGCUCAGAUCUAUCCCCGAGGGUGCCGUCGUCUGCAACGUCGAGCAUCAUGUGGGUGACCGUGGAGUUUUCGCCAGGGCUUCUGGGGAUUACGCCAUUGUUAUCUCCCACAACCCCGAUAAUGACACUACUAGGGUGAAGCUCCCAUCAGGAGCAAAGAAAAUUGUGCCCAGCGGGUGCCGUGCCAUGGUUGGCCAAGUUGCCGGCGGUGGGCGUACUGAGAAGCCGAUGCUGAAAGCUGGAAAUGCCUACCACAAGUUCAGAGUGAAGAGGAACUCGUGGCCCAAGGUGCGUGGUGUGGCUAUGAACCCUGUUGAGCAUCCUCAUGGUGGUGGUAACCACCAGCACAUCGGCCAUGCCAGCACUGUCCGCCGUGAUGCCCCGCCAGGGCAGAAGGUGGGUCUCAUUGCCGCCAGGAGGACAGGUCGUCUUCGUGGUCAGGCUGCCGCCACUGCUGCCAAAGCAGACAAGUGA